AUUUUGUGAUGCCGGGGAUUGUAACUGCCCUGCUGCGAUUGUUUUUGUUUUGGGGUGAGGGUUGUGUGUUGUUGUGUCUUGCCUGCCCAGCGUGCGCGUCAUCACCACUCGGGCUGUGUCGCACCCACCAGCCAAAGCAAGGGGCAGAGAAGGCAUUCAGCAGGCAGGCAGCAGGUGCUUGACUGUCUCGCACUCGCGGUGUCUUUCUCGUGUCAUCCGUCCAACCAACCAACCAACCAACCAACAAACCACAAAGAGCAGCCCUGACAGGAGCGCAGAGUCGCAAGUAACAACAAGCAAGUGACAACAAGCAAGUGACUGACAACAGCAAGUGAUGGGCCAGCGGCAGUCCACCCUGGAACAGCGGGUGCAGGCAGACGGGACGACAGUGACCGUGGCACCCGCUUUCUACUUUGGGAGCUUGGACGAUUUCCACGUGCCCACCACGACCUCUGCCACGUCUGCUGCGUCCAGCAGUGGCGCCAGUGGCCUCGGUAGCCAGCCAGCAAGUGCAUCGGCGUCUCCUGCGCGACGUGCGCGCCGGUCACGCGCCGCUUCAUCUGGCGCCUCCGACGAUGCCCCUCGCCCACGCAGUUUAUCUGUCGUUAACGCCAGUGGCGUUGAGAUGAAGGCAAAGCACCUGCUGGACCGUGAAAUCAAACACAGACAGCGCACAGUCAUCAAGGCGCAGCUGCAGAUGACACCAACGCAGAUCAUCAUCAAGAACGAGGCGCAUCGAACACCCAUUGACUUUGUUCCGUUGCAGGGCACCACCAGCAUCCACGUGUUUGGCGUGCGUAGCCUGCUGUACUACGGAGGAACGCCAGAACGGCCCAUCUCGCAAAGCCAUCUCAUCGUGUUCCCAAACAAGGCCAUUGCACAGGCCGUCGAGACUUAUGUCAUCAACGCUACGCGCCAGAACGCCGCGCACAUGGACCAGCCCACACCGCCACACUCCGUCAGCAGCAUGGGCAGCAGCAUGGCCGCCGGGGACAGGUACCCGGUACUCGAGGCCUCGGGCCCGCCGUACAAGCACACAGCAACGGCGGCGUGGAUGGAGGUGCCCGUACACGACGACGACGAGCAGCAGCAGCGCAAGCAGCGCAGCGACCGCAGCAGCACCAGCACAGCCAGCUCCAACAGCAUCGUGUUGGAUCCACGCGAUGGCAGUGGUACCGCCCCCAACGGCAAUCACCAUCACCACGACACGACGACCAACGCGAUCGUGGGUGUGGACGGUGCCAUGCCGACACCGCCGCCAACAUCACCGGGCAGCAGCGCAGCCACCAAGACGCGGCCCGGCCAGGAGGGGCGGCAGGAGCAGCAGAACGGGGGGCGACACGGCGACAAUGGAGGUUCGAACGAUGAUGGCAGCGCUAACAGCAGCAGCAGCGCGCGCACGAGCGUCGCGAGCGUGGCAUCCAACACCGCGUCCACCCCCACAUGCAUGCACGCAUCGUUUUCGUCGUCAGUGCCGUACACGGAUCAGAGCCGCGUUGCAGAUGCACAGCGUCGAGACAGCCGGCCCAGCACUGUUGAUGUAGAGGCAAUCACAGCAGCAGCAGCAGCAGCAGCAGCAACAACACACCGAACAGCCACGACCCAGCCGCACGUGCGCGUGAGCGACCACGACAUUGAACAGGGGCUCAAAGCGUGUGGUGAUGGCGAUGGUGGCGAUGGUGAUGAUGCCGUUACCGCAGAUUCCACACACGCGUCGUCUGCAGCAUGCGUGGAUCGUGCAGGUUGGGCGGGCCAGACACAUCGCGACGGUUUGCACAUGGCAAACGACCGGGAUAGCACUCAAGCCAUUCACGACAAAAAAAGCAACACCACCACCACCACCAACACCAACAACAACAACAACGACAACAACAACACCAACAACAACAACAACAGUGACGGCAGCAGCCAUCUUGCUGCCCCAGAGCAGCAGCACCUCACUGGAGGCAAACGACCGGCGCGCGUGAGUUUGAUUCCUGCGCAUCUGCCGAGUGUAUCUGUUGGUGGCGCCAUGCUGGGCAGCUUCGAGGCGGUGCUGCUUGGUGUUGUGCACGCGCGCGCCGUGCCCUCGCCGCAUCUGGGCCAUGUUGCCCACAUGUGCAUCACGAACGGAACCAAGGGCGUGCCCAGAACAUUCACGCUUGCAUCAUAUGCAGCAUCGCAACGCAACAAGCGCAACACCAGCAGCAGCAGCAGCAACAACAACAACACCAACACCAACACCAACAGCACGGAUGGCAGUGCUGGCGACGCAGGCUACAAUGACGAUUACGACUUCGAUGGCGGUGAUGGUUUUGGAGGCCCACCCUUGCCAAUCCCGCCCUCACUGCACAUACCAUCAACAUCAUCGUCGUUGUCGUCGCUAUCACAACCGUCCACCGCCGCCACCAGCCGCCACCAGCUGGGGAAACCGGCAUCGCACUUUGUGUUUGAGCGCGGCACGUCGUACCAGCAGCCCAGCAGAUACCGCAAGCGACGCCGCGCACGCACUUCCAGCAGUCGGCCUGACGAAGAUGGUGGUGGUGGUGGUGGUGGUGGUGGUGGUGGUGGUGGUGGUGGUGAGUUGGAUGACAGCUUUGCGUUGAGCACGGCACGGGCGCAGACGUUCAACACGCAGGAGGCGGAUGCUGCUGCGUUUGUCGGCGUGUACACGCAGGGCAUUCGCGUGUCCUGCCCACUGCAGCGGCGAUUCGAUGCACAAAUACCGCUGCACGCCAUUAAGUUCUGGCACCUGUCGCCCUCAAACAAGAAGGACCUGUGUGUGAUGAUCACACCAGACGUGCAUGCUUGUGACGUGGGGCGUGGUGGCGGCAGCAGAUACCACCACGCAUCUGCACACGCGCAGUGGCACAUGCAGGUUGUGUCUGUGCUUGUGUUUCGGCUGGCAAAGCGGGCGUGGGCGGCGUGUCAGCUGUUGGCGCGGGCACAGCAGGAGGGCCACUUUGGUGUCGCUCUCCCUCCCACGACGACGAUGCCAAAUGAGUUUCUUGCCACGCUGGUUGGUGCAGUGACACACCCGCACAUCACGGAGGCAAACGCACGCGCCGUCGCCCUCGCCGCAGUGCUGCAGGAGUGCACGACGCUCGAGUGUCGGCUGACGCUGCACUCGACCACAGUCACCGUUGCCUCCACCCAAGACGCAUUCCAACGCUACUCAAUCCCAAACACCCGCGUCAGGAUGUGCUUUGUGAUUGGCGGCCGGCGGGACCUGAAACCGCUGCAGCGGCGGCAGCGCAACGGAUGGGACGCACCGCUGCUCGUCGUCGUCUUCCAGCACUACGCAGCCGGGCCACACGCACACGUCGCACUCGUGUUUCGGCGCGAGCGGAUUGACGUGCUAGCAGCUGCCUUCCGACGCGCCACCGCCAUCACCACCAAUGCGUUUGGCAGCGACGACGGUGACGUGAAGGACGCGUUUGCGCCCGUACCAAACACCCGCGCUGCUGCUGUCUCGCAAGCAGCGGCACAGGCCGUGGUUGAACGUGACUGGGUCACCCCUGUCUCCAUCAUCGGGAAGGGCCAGUUUGGGCAGGUGUACCUGGCAGACUACACGGUUGGCGGGCGGGUGGUGCGCUGCGCCGUAAAGAUGUUGAAGGCAACAGCGCCAAAGCAGGACGAGGAGUCGUUCUUGAGGGAGCUUGAGAUUACGCUGCUGCUGGCGCACGACAACAUCGUUGGGUUUAUUGGCAGCGACGUGCGUGUGCAGCCGUGGCUGCUGGUGAUUGAACACGUCCCCCACGGCGACAUGAGGCGCAUCGUCAAGGAUCUCCAUGAAUCAAGCGUUCGGUUGUCCAAUUUGGAAGUCAUGAAGGUUGCGCUUCAGGUUGUGGAAGCGAUGUUGUAUUUGUCGUCGCAGCGUCUGGUGCACAAUGACCUUGCGCUCCGCAAUUGUCUCCUCGACCACGACUCCCACAUCAAGAUUUGCGACUUUGGACUGACGAAGCCGCUGCCGCACGACCGAGACGUGAUCAAAGUGCGGAAUUGGUCUGGCAAGAUGCCUGUCAAGUGGCUGCCCCCAGAGUCGCUGUUUAAGGGCUUGUUCUCCGUUGCCGGCGACGUGUGGAGCUUUGGCGUCGUGUUGUGGGAGCUUUACAGCUAUGGCGCCACGCCCUAUGGUACGGCGAAGGGGAUGGAGCUGCAGAAGCGAAUCAAGGCCGGUCUCCGCCCAGCAAAGCCGUACGCGUGUCCUGACGCCGUGUACCAGCUCUGCCGCCGCUGCUGGCUCGACAGCAGAGCACAGCGGCCGACCUUUGCUGACAUCCGCCGUGCUCUUCGCGAGUUCACCUUGUCCAUCCAUGCGCAGCCGCAGCCGUUCCGCGAUCUUGGCGCAGUGUAUCGUGCGGUGUGCAGGGACAAGGCGAUGGCCGGCACGCGCACACUGUCACGCCGGCACCUGGCAGACGAUCGCGAUCGACAGACGGACACGCACGUUGGCAUCGCUGUGCUCAUGCAGAAUGGGCAGCACACCCACACGGCAUCCACAUGUGCAUCCACACCCAUGACAGCAGCAGCAGCAACAACGGCAGCAGCGCCAGUGCAGCGUUCCACGGCACUCCAGCGCGAUGGCGGCGGUGGUGACGGGUGCGCGCGGGAGAUGUCGACGACGUGGACGAAUGGCAGCGACGACGCAUUCCAUGAUGUUCGCGUGAAGGACAGCGCCUCGCCACCGCCACCGCACCACACACGACAGCAACAACAACAACAGCAGCAGCAGCAGGUACCGCGGCGCCCGCUACGGGUGCAAGGCAGUCGCAGUGCACCCUCACCAUCACACCCACGCCGCCCACAGCAACAAGACGAUGGUACAAGUGGACGGGUUCACCGGCAGCGCAUCGUUGUUGCGUCGACGUCCACAGAGCCGUCGUCAUCACCACGUGUAACCACACCGCAAUCACCAGCGCCAGCCACGACGCCACCACCGCUGUCACGCUUGCCUGCUGGCGUGGCAUCCCAAGGGCAAAGAGGAGGUGACGGCAACACCAGCCUUGACUUUGGCUCCUCCCUCAUGGCUGAGCUGCGGGCCACGACCAGCAGCAGGCACACAGAUGGUGAUGGCGAUGAUGAUGAUGACGCAGCUGAGGUGAUAGCGCGCAUGGUGAGCAAGGGCGAUCACGACGAGUCAUCAUGCUGAUGGUGUGUAUGUGGGAAUGGGUGUGUCAUGGCGUGUGAGCUUUUGUGUGUGUGUGUGUGUGUGUGUGUGUGUGUGUG
This is a messenger RNA of Salpingoeca rosetta, 5208 nucleotides long. Its product is annotated as TK/HMTK protein kinase. Gene Ontology annotation, molecular function: transmembrane receptor protein tyrosine kinase activity; ATP binding. The transcript has 15 exons. Gene Ontology annotation, biological process: multicellular organism development; protein phosphorylation; positive regulation of kinase activity. NCBI's taxonomy places the organism in Eukaryota, Choanoflagellata, Craspedida, Salpingoecidae. Gene Ontology annotation, cellular component: signaling receptor complex. The coding region runs from base 335 to 5131 and encodes 1598 amino acids. The record is from RefSeq and is a predicted model, not a curated record.